Molecule: messenger RNA, 1880 nt
Organism: Girardinichthys multiradiatus
Lineage: Eukaryota; Metazoa; Chordata; Actinopteri; Cyprinodontiformes; Goodeidae
Product: mediator of RNA polymerase II transcription subunit 15-like
Exons: 12
Coding region: 123-1577 (484 amino acids)
Source: RefSeq, a predicted model, not a curated record
AGGCCCAGGCCCAGGCCCAGGCUCAGGCCCAGGCCCAGGCCCAGGCCCAGGUACAAGCCCAAGUCCAGGCACAAGUCCAGGCGCAAGUCCAGGCCCAGGCUCAGGCCCAGUCCAUUCAGCAGAUGGUGCAGCAGCAGCAAGUUCAGGUUCAGCCCGGGCAGAUGCCUCCACACUCCCAGCAGCAGGCUGGGAUGGUGCCUCAGUCUCUGGCUGGACAGAUGACAGCUCAGUCUGUUCCCAUCAACUCUUUGACCCAGCAGCAGCUGAAAUUGCAGGCCUUUCAGCAGGCUCGUGCAACCCUGCCACUGCAGCAAGCCCAGCAGGCUGCAGCUCAGGCGCAGCUGAAUGCAGCGGCCGCUGCAGCUGCGGCUGCGGCUGUACCUGGACAGAUGGUCCGCCCUACGAUGCAGAAUCUGCCCCGACCUCCUCGGCCUCCGCCGAACUCCUCCAUCCCUCCUCCAAACAAUACUGCUGGCGUUGGAGGUCAGAUGAUGACCCCACAGGUGCAGCAGCAUACCAUGAUGUCAUCACCCUCACCUGUGCAGGUACCCACUCCUCAGAUGCUGCCUCCCCCCCAGCCGUCCCCGCAGCCCCCCUCCUCUCAGCCUAACUCAGCCAGCUCCGGUCCUACACCAUCUCCGGGGGGCUUCCAGCCCAGCCCAUCCCCUCAACCCUCCCCGAGCCCGGUCACGUCCAGAACCCCCCAGCAGAACCACGGGGUGGCCUCUCCUGGAUCACUGAACACUCCAGGUAACCCCAACUCGGCCAUGAGUCCGGCAGGAGCCACAUCUCUGGAGGAGCAGCAAUACAUGGAGAAACUUAAGCAGCUGUCCAAAUACAUCGAGCCGCUUCGCCGGAUGAUCAACAAGAUCGACAAGAACGAAGACAGGAAGAAGGAUCUGAGCAAGAUGAAGAGCUUGCUGAACAUCCUCACCGACCCAACCAUCAGGUGUCCUCUGAAGACGCUGCAGAAAUGUGAAAUAGCUUUGGAGAAACUGAAGAACGACAUGGCCGUGCCAACCCCUCCUCCUCCUCCAGUGCCCACCAAGCAGCAGUAUCUGUGUCAGCCGCUGCUGGACGCCGUCAUGGCUAACAUCCGCUCCCCGGUGUUCAACCACUCCCUCUACCGGACCUUCGCCCCCGCCAUGAGUGCCAUCCACGGGCCUCCCAUCAUGGGACCAAAUGUCUGCGGGAGGAAGAGGAAAUACGAGGAAGACGAGCGGCAGACCAUCCCCAACAUCCUGCAGGGGGAGGUGGCGCGCCUCGAUGUCAAGUUCCGGGUUAAUCUGGACCAGUCAUUCUGCAGCAACAAUGGCACCGUUCACCUCAUCUGCAAGCUGGAUGAUAAAAACCUGCCCAGCGUUCCUCCUCUGCAGCUCAGCGUUCCUGCAGACUAUCCGGAUCAGAGUCCGCACUGGGCCGACGAUGGAGAUCAGUACGGUGCGAACAGCUUCCUGCAGACGGUGCACAGAAACAUGACAUCCAAACUGCUGCAGCUGCCGGACAAACACUCCGUCACGGAGCUGCUCAACACCUGGGCCCAGAGCGUCCGGCAGGCCUGCCUGUCUGCAGCCUGAAGCCCCGCCCACGCACAGCCACCUGCAGGCUGAAGCCCCGCCCACCUGAAGUCUACCUGUCGCAGCCACAGUAACUCACACUACGUUCUGAUCCAUUUCAAACAUUAAAGGUUGAAAUGAACUCCAGCUGUGAUGCUGCUCACCUGUUUACCUGCAGACCAGUAAGCCGCUGCUUGUGUUACUCAGAUGUUUUUCUCCUGGAUGCGUCAUUCUUUAGUUUCUCUGUUUGAAAACAGCCAAUAUAGUAAAGAUUUAUCAGCUGUUUAAAUGUUUUUUAAUAAAUAAAAUCAGUUUCAACAUGAA